Recurvomyces mirabilis is the source of this 879-nucleotide messenger RNA. RefSeq lists its product as uncharacterized. The record is from RefSeq and is a predicted model, not a curated record. The transcript is spliced from 2 exons. Lineage: Eukaryota; Fungi; Ascomycota; Dothideomycetes; Mycosphaerellales; Teratosphaeriaceae. The coding region runs from base 1 to 879 and encodes 292 amino acids.
AUGGCCGGAAUCAACCACGUCGAGGGCUUGACCUUUACUUUCUGCUGGCAAGCACGCAACAUGAAAUCACUAUCAUGCUUCGUGGUUGCGACACUACCUCUCCUCGUUGAACAUACUUGGGCUGGCUCGGGCAUAAUGUGGACGAAGAAGACGAACAGUUCUAUCUUUCUUGCAACAUCGAUCGCAUCCGGAAACGCUGAGGCAUCCAGCCUGUUCUCGGGUUGUCAAGUCUACGACGCGGGUGGCACUGCAAUCUCGAAUGGCUCAGGCUUUCCUUGCGUCAAGCUUGUCUUUGGAUGGAUGCUCUAUGCCAUGGCUGUGACGCCCAACGGCGACAACGACGUUGCUACCGCCAUUUCCGGCCCCGGCAAUGUGACACAGCACUUCUCCCAGCACAUAAGUCGAGCUAUUAAAGAACGGCGGGUGGACGACAAAGCUUAUCACCAGGCCAGCGUCAAUACCUCUGCCAAGCUUGUAACCAAUGGGUCCACGUUGCAAUUGAGCAAGGAUGGCGGCUACACUACGGCAUCGUUGAUCCCGCCCCCAACGCACAAGCCGCGGGAUCUGGUGUCCAUUCCGGAUUGGCAAUACUUUCGUUUUAGUGGAGUCGAUGGUCUCAAAAUCGAUGGGACGAACUACGGCAUACCCCAAUCCAGUACUUACGAGAGCGACAUCAUGAAAUUGGCGGACGAUUUCUACUGGGACAUUGGAAACUCGGAUCGCUGGCAAUAUCAGAUCUGUUCCAAUGAAGAAAAUACGCAAAUGCUGGUCAAUGGCAGCAUCAUCGUUGAGGCUACAGGUUUUGGGAUCAAUGUUGAGCCACUUGCUGCUAUGUCUUGUGAAGACGUGGUACGGUACGCCAAUGUUCAGGGAGCUUAG